CAGCAGUCUUAGAAGAGGGGGCUUGACAUGCUCUUAAAGACUAAAGGCAAUACCCCAUUAUUAUAUACAUAUAUUUUUUUCUUUUAUCGUUAAAUAUACCUAGGUCCCUACUUAGAGGUAUCGGUGAUCCACUGCUACUAUGUACGGAAACCUGUCAAACGAAGGCUCAUUCUUUUCCUCUAAGGUCAUACAAAGCUCGUCUUUCAAAUCCUGUGCAUGUCCACUACAGUUGCGCUGCUAGUGAUUUCGGAACCAUAGUAAGGCUUUUUCUAGAUGUCAAAACGUAGUAAAUAUGAACGUAGAAUUCGAUCGGCUAAAGUAAGAGCAAGAUCAGAACUUGGCGAUUCUCCGCACAGUUGGUAUUCUUGUAAAUAUGCGGAUAACUUCAACUUGUCUCUAAGUACUGUCCACGAUCGUUGUCCACGUAUUGAUGCUUGCAAAGUUACCCAUGAAGAAUUUGUAGCUGAAUAUGAACGUCCUUACCAACCUGUCGUAAUUCAAAAUGCUCAAAUAAAUUGGAAAGCUAAUGAAAAUUGGACACUAAAGGUAUUUAGUUUGUAGUGUGUACACUAUCUAAUUUUCUAGCUUUUGGGUAAAAAAUAUCACAAUGAGAGGUUCAAAUGUGGUGAAGAUGAUAAAGGUUGUUCUGUCAAACUAAAAAUGAAGUAUUUCAUUCAAUAUAUGAAGGAAAACGAAGAUGAUAGUCCGUUGUAUAUAUUUGAUGCAAAUUAUGGAGAAGCAAGUGCGACUUAUUUGUUUGGUUUACUAUUAAUAGCAUUCAAGGCGUAAAAAGUUAUUGAAUGAUUAUACGAUAUGUCGGUAUUUCAAGGAGGAUUUAUUUUCUCUGGGUGGUGAGAAAACACGACCUCCUUAUAGGUAGGCUUUCCGUCCAGUUCUAUUAUUUGUCAGAAUUUUGUUUUGUUUCUCAUGUACAUUGUAGUUAAAUUACACAUUCAAAAUAACCACAACUACAUCAUAAAGCUACUAGUGAUUUAAGAGAACACCCACUUCCUCAUAACCAUUAAUUUAAUCAAGUUGUUUAUUUCUUUUUUUCCAAAAGAAGGCUUAUGUAAUAAUCAAACGAUGUAGCUCAACCGGGUUGAAAAAGAUAACAAGCGACCAACUUCGUCGGUAAAUUUCCGCUCACGAUGGAGAAAACAAUGAAGUGUUGUUAUAUUCUGCCUUUGGAAUUUUACAUCGAUUUGAUGAUGGUUUGUAAUGGGUCCGCCACGUUCUGGCACGGGUAUACAUAUUGAUCCCCUUGGAACUAGUGCUUGGAAUGCACUAGUAAAAGGAUACAAAAGGUGGUGUUUGUUUCCACCUCGAACUCCAAAAGAACUCGUUAAACCAAAACCAUCCGAUGGCGGCAAGAAUCGAAACGAAGCCAUCUCUUGGUUCGUAUAUGUAUAUCCACGCACACAAGCAUCUGACUGGCCAACGGAGUACGCCCCUCUUGAAAUACUUCAGUGUCCUGGAGAGACGGUCUUUGUUCCUGGUGGUUGGUGGCAUGUUGUUCUUAACUUAACUGACACCAUCGCUGUUACGCAAAACUUUUGCAGUUCUGCUAACUUUCCUAUUGUAUGGCACAAAACUGCACGGAAAAGACCAAAAUUUGCUAAAAGGUGGUUGUCUGCUCUCAGAACUAACCGACCUGAUUUAGCUAAGAUCACAGACAACAUAAAUCUCUCCGAGCACUUUCCAGAUGUCCCUUCAUCUUCAUCAUCAUCUUGUUCAUCCUCAUCUUCUUCACGUUCGUCUUCAUAUUGCUCAACUUGCACUUCUACAAAUCAGUCUCCCGAAAAGAUGCAUCAAUCUAAUACCAGGUCAGGGUUACAUUCAGUUUCACGAUCACCAACUCCAAAGCGUAAACGAUGACAAUGUGGGUAUAUCAAAAUGGACAUUUUUGUCAGGGACAAAUUUUACUGCUUUUGUUUUUAUAUAUACUCAAAUCAGCCAAGGACCUAUUUUUAAAAUAAAAAUUUUCUUAUAUUGCUUACAGAGUUAUUUUACUCGUUGUAAGUCUUGUUGUAAAGUUUUCACUAUUUCAAUUCCCGAUGAAGUAUUAUGUCAUGACUUGAUAAAGCCUAAAGUCAGUGUGUUUAUAAAUUACUUUGAAAUCACUUAUUAUGUUAUCCUAACAUCAUUAUGAAGAAAAGAAAUUAACAAGGUGAAAAGUAAAGGAAUUGAAUUCAAAACACAAAACAGAUCAGUCA
Schistosoma rodhaini is the source of this 2213-nucleotide messenger RNA. The record is from the annotation of a GenBank genome assembly. Lineage: Eukaryota; Metazoa; Platyhelminthes; Trematoda; Strigeidida; Schistosomatidae.